Halichondria panicea is the source of this 1115-nucleotide messenger RNA. Its product is annotated as immunoglobulin-binding protein 1-like. The transcript has 7 exons. Gene Ontology annotation, molecular function: protein phosphatase 2A binding. The record is from RefSeq and is a predicted model, not a curated record. Gene Ontology annotation, cellular component: cytosol. NCBI's taxonomy places the organism in Eukaryota, Metazoa, Porifera, Demospongiae, Suberitida, Halichondriidae. Bases 41 to 1042 code for a protein of 333 amino acids. Gene Ontology annotation, biological process: regulation of signal transduction; regulation of dephosphorylation.
CUCGAAGUUAAAUCCAGCAUGACAUUAUAGUGAAUACACAAUGGCAAAGAUGGAUGUCUCAGAUGAGCCUACUCUAAGGCAGCUUUUCGAGGCAGGCUGGGAAGCACAGAGAAAGACAGAGUCCGGGGAACUGAGCUCAAACACUCAAGACUACAAAGUGUUGGUAUGUGAUGGAGUGUCUUCACUAGAGAGGGCGACUCGUCUGGUGAACCAACUGUCUCUGUUCAGUGGGAACGAGGCCGUGGAGGAACUACCAACCUCUGAUCUGAGAUACCUCCUCCUACCUGCCCUGCUGGGAGACCUCACUCUGCAACACAACGAUGGAGAGAGACUCGAGUGCUUGUCCAGAGCCAGGGUCUACUUUGUGGACUACCUGCAACGCUGCAAGAGCUACUCCAUCACUCAACAGGACCCUCCUACUAAGAGGGAGGCUGGCGCUAGCAGUGUCUCACAAAAAGGCCAAAACUACGAGCAGGCCUCCUCUGACAGAGCUACCAAGAUAGCAAGACUGAGGGCUAAGAAAGAAAUGGAGAAAAAGAUACAAGGGCUGGCAGAUCGACUUAAGGUCAGUUCAUCCGAAGAUAGCGAUGACUUGCUGAGGGAGCACUUGUUAGCCGUGUUGCAAUACUGGGUGAUCAAAUGUCAGGAGGGUGUGGUCUCAAUCGAUCAAGAAAUUGAAUUAUUAGAGGGCAUGGCACAAAUGCGGGACGGUCCUGGACGAGUUGCUAUGCAACAAGGUGCCAAACCACCCCCUCCAAACCGAAGACCAAACCCUCCCAUUGUAAUCACAAGAGACAUGAUACAGGGUAAAGUGUUCGGAGGAGGCUACCCCAGUCUGCCAUCCAUGAGUGUGGAGGAAUGGUUUGAUGAGCAGUACGGAGGAACACGGCCUCCUGUGCCCAAGAGCAGGGUGGAGGGGGAGGAAGAGGAGGAGGAGGAAGAAAAGGAAGAAACUGAAGAGUCGCUGAAACAGGCUCGAGACUUUGACGAACAUAAAGAUUCUAACAGACGAGGCUGUGGCAAUAGAAAGAACAUGGGAUGAGCACAUGACCUGAACUGUCACUAGAUACAUGUUUAUACAGCUCUGUAUUUUGCAAUAAUAAUUAAUGAUUGAA